UAGUUUUCAAAUUAUUUUUCCGCCACGGUGAUUAAUCAAGAACAAACAUUUUCCCGCCAUAACCCCCCCCCUAGUUUAUAAACAAUCUCUCUCACCCUCUCAUGGCGGAGCCGAUCCGUCUGUUUCACUAUCAGAGAAGAGAUUCUAGAACUGAGUCGAAUAAUGAGUGAUUUCGAUCUCGGAACGACUCGGAGGAUGACGACUGAGACACACCGCACGACGACGUUUCUUGAUCUACUCCGACGCCAGAUGAGCGUUGCCGAUCGCACCAGGAGAAAGCGGACUCUUAGAGAGCGGUUGAGAUUCAAAUUCACCGCAUGCUGUGGGCCCACCCUCAACAAUACAACAACUAGUGCUACUCUCCACAGUCCAACCUCUAGAGAAGACGAAAUCCAAGAACAAAGUGAAAUCCAGUUCGUUACCGGGUCAGACACUGGAUCGGGUUCGGGUAUGAAUCUCGCGACGGCUUUAGAGGCGGAGAGAUACAACCGGGGAGAACCGGCGGUUGAUAUGACGCCGAGGAGAGUGUCGUUGAUGAGAUUGCUGGAUGAGACGGCGGAGGGAGUGGACGAUGACGGGAGAGAGACGGAGAUAUCAACGGCGUCGAUGGGGACGUUAACGGGUAACGAUUCGGUGUGCUGCGUGUGUAUGGGAAGAAAGAAAGGCGCUGCGUUUAUCCCCUGUGGACACACUUUUUGCAGAGUUUGCUCCAGAGAGCUGUGGCUCAACCGAGGCUCGUGUCCACUUUGCAACCGUCCGAUCAUUGAGAUUCUUGACAUAUUUUGAAACCAAUCGAAUGGCUGUAAAUUCUCGAUCUAACACAAAGUUUUUUUACA
Messenger RNA from Brassica oleracea var. oleracea, 836 nucleotides. Its product is annotated as death-associated inhibitor of apoptosis 1. The transcript has a single exon. NCBI's taxonomy places the organism in Eukaryota, Viridiplantae, Streptophyta, Magnoliopsida, Brassicales, Brassicaceae. The record is from RefSeq and is a predicted model, not a curated record. The coding region runs from base 163 to 786 and encodes 207 amino acids.